CCUUUCUUAUUUAAAUCCUACAUGAUUCCAUUCAUAAUUCAAGUGAAUCCAAUCAAGUACAAAAACAUAACACUAGCUAGUUAGAGUCUAUAGAGAAUUAUACAAAAUGGAACUUCAAGACACUGCAGCAACUAAAAUUACCAUUGGUCUUCCAUUGGGUUUAGCACUUCUCUUUGCUUGUUUACUCUUCAUUUGUGUCUUCUUUUGUUGCUUAUUACAUUGGAAUAAGCUCAAAUUUUUGUUCCCAUCUUCUGAAAUUAUGAGCCCUCAUGCUCAAAUACAACAUGACUUAACUUCUUCUCCUCAAAAACCAGCAUUUCCUUUGGUGAUGAUGAAGCAAAGCUAUGCUGAGAGCUUGCCUGUAUUGAUGCCGGGAGAUGAGAUUCCUAAAUUCAUAGCCAUGGCAUGUCCAUGUAAGCCUCCAACUGAUGAAAGUAUCACAAUUCGUGUGGACAAAGAAGAAACAAAUGAUUUUUCCGAUGAAAAUUCAUGUUAAUGAAACGAUCAUCAUUUCAGAGUAGUUUAGAUUUCGAAUCCAAGUGAAUAAUAAAAUUAUGGUGGUUAAAAAUCAAUCAUUAAUUUUGUUCACGACGAUUCAAAUCCGGUAUAUGAAUUUCAGAGACAUUAAUUUGUGCUAAGUGAGAUGAUCCACAAGCUCAAUUAAGUGCCUGAAAAAUUAUUAAGGAGCCCAUUUUGUUUUUUGGUUAGAAUGGGAAGAAAAUGGUUCAAAUAUCUACUUUUCUGUUUUUGUUUAUUUUUUUGUUUGUACUUCUUUUCUCAAUAUAAGGACACUUUUAUUUGUUCCUUUAAAGUCUAAGAAAGAUUGAUGCCACAAUCUCAAUGUAACAUUCUACGGUCUUGUAAUAUAGUUUGUGUUUCAAAAGUUUUGAGCUUGAUAUGUCUAUGCUCUUUUGAUU
Molecule: messenger RNA, 917 nt
Organism: Lathyrus oleraceus (garden pea)
Lineage: Eukaryota; Viridiplantae; Streptophyta; Magnoliopsida; Fabales; Fabaceae
Exons: 2
Coding region: 107-496 (129 amino acids)
Source: RefSeq, a predicted model, not a curated record